This is a messenger RNA of Didymodactylos carnosus, 2412 nucleotides long. The record is from the annotation of a GenBank genome assembly. Lineage: Eukaryota; Metazoa; Rotifera; Eurotatoria; Philodinida; Philodinidae.
AUGGACGAAAGUAGGGCCCUAGAAAGAGCAGUAAAAGAAGGACAGUUUUCAAGUUUAAAAAAGAUUGCUAUUGCAGGGCCGCAUACGGAUCAGUUUAAAAAAAAUAUUGAGAAGAACCUGCAUGUUAUAUUUAAAAAUGCUGAUAAUAGUAACCUGCGCUGUCUUCAAGAAAUCGAUUUAUCUGCUUAUUCCCCAACUGAUUAUACAGUAAACGCUAUAUCAUUCUCUAUAGAAGCAAAAGCAUUACCAAAUUUAAAGGUAUUAAACUUAUAUAGUCUUGAUAUUACGGAACCCGUGCAGUUAAGAAUUAUAGCAGCAAUUACCAAUAAUUCACUUUCCAUAGAUUACUUAAACGUAAGCAAUGGGACAGAUAGCAGCAAAGUAGCUUUAAAAUUACUUAAUCUAGAUCCUUUCAGAACCUAUUCUAGUAAUUAUCUCCAUGAAGGGAUAUUGAGAAUGUACAAAGAAAUUGAAAACUUAAAAAGUAAAGGAAAAAAUAAAGAAGAAAUAGCGCGCCACAUAUCUAAAUAUUUGGACCAUAUGGGAGCUCAGCAAAAUAUUGAAGUUGUUAAAUACAUAUUAGAACGCCCGGUUGAAUUCCCAAUUAUACUUAGCUAUACAUAUCUAGGGUCUACUAAUACCCUAAUGAAAUACUAUAAUAAUGACUUACAAAUGCACCGAUAUUUAUUUAGUAAGGGGUUCACUCCUGUACCUAUUUCUGGGCAACAAACAGUUUUACAACAAAUUGCUAAUGAUGCGCAAAGUUCACAUGAUAAAAACAUUAUAAAAAAGAGAGAUUGGGUACUUGAGCAAUUAGUAAGGAUUCCAAAUAAUGAAAUCCAAGAGUUAAUAGGGAAUUUUAGUGAUGAGAUAUCUGAAAAAUUAUUAUUAAAUAAUCAAAUUUUACUGGAAACAUUCAUAAAUACUAGUCUCGAUAUAAGAAAAGAGUUUUUUACGGAAGUUAUAUACAAAUCUUCAGGAGCAACUUUAAAGAAAUUUCAAGAAUUAAUUACCGGCUCUCCAAAUAACUAUAUCAAAUAUAUAGUUGAAACUGCAAUUAAUUCUUUGAAUAAAACUUAUUUAGAGAAAGAUUUAGGUACAGGUCAAUAUAAAGGGCAUGCUGCUGGCACAUUGGCAUAUUGGCCUGUAGGUGAUAAUGUGAUGCAGUCUAUCUCUGUCCCUACACUUCUAGCUAUAAUUAAAAAAUAUUUUAUCCAAAGAGUAGCUAGUGUUAACGAGAAGAAAGAAUUAUUAGUAACUUUAUAUAAUAAAAACCCUGACUUGGUUAAUGAUAAUAUAGAUAAAAUUGUAAAAAUAUUAGGAAGAGAUGAUAUAACCUCUACAAUAUUAUCUAAUAGAAGCAAAUUUUAUAAAAACUUAGAGUCAUUACCAGAAAAUAUGGUUGAUGUAUUAUUUAAAACUGUAAGUGAUAAUGAUAUAAAUUAUGCGUUUCAGCUAGAGCAGUUAUUUAAGUUAUGUACCGCUAUAUGCAGUGCAGAAAUAAGUUAUGGACGUACUCCUUCUUGUUUACCAGGAUUUAUAGGAAGGAUUGCGUUUUGCAUAGUAGAUGAAUUAGAACCAUCAAUGAGUGAUAAAUACGAGUUAUGGAUCGGAGGAGCAACACCUUCUAAUAAUUUAGUUAUUAAUAAGAAUAAUAUUAGAGAAGUAGUAAAUAGCCUAGUAAGCAAAAUUAUUGUUGAAUUUAAAGAAGAUAAUGAGUUGAUGAUACAGUUUCAAGAUUUUAUUUAUGAGAGUUCAGGGCCAGAUUGUGCUCGUAUUCCAGUGCAGUAUAAUAUCAUCUACCAAUGUAUUAAUAAGGUUUUCUUAGAUACGUAUAAUAGAAUUCCGGCAUAUGAAGAAUACGAAUUACUAUUAAAUUCCCUGGGUGAGAGUCAUAAAUUACAACACUCAUUAAUUCCUAAUAUAUUUAGUAAGGAUUUUAAUGAAUUGAUAUCUCCUCUUUUAGAUGCCACAUAUCAGAAUUUAAUAUAUAAAACCGUUAAUAAACUUAAGAAUAAUGAGCUAAAAUUUUUUGGUAAAGUAUAUAAAGAGAAAAUAAAAGACUUAUACAACAAGAUAUUUAACGGAGAUUAUGUAAAAGGCUAUUCCAUUACUGAAGAAAUGUUAAAUCAAUGUAAUGAUAUACUUUUAAAGGUUAUAGCUGCGCUUAGAAUAACUGAUUUUGAUAACAAUGAUUCUAUAGAAAAAAUUUCCCCUAGGUUUAAAGAAGCGUUGUUGGCCGCCCCUAAUAUAGAUCUUUUAAUUAGAACUAACCUUAUUAUAAAUAAUGAAACAUUACAACAGCAAUAUUUGCGGGAUUUAAGUUUAAACGAAAAUGAAUCAGAUAUCUCGCUGCUUUAUAACGCUCUGAUUGUGGAGGAAUCAUUCAAUAAUAUGGCACCUCUUUUAUAA